GUGACAAGUCACGAUUGUCGCGCUUCAACGCGACUCAGGGAAAAGCCAUCAUGAAAGCAACAAGCGCAACACCAUCUACAUCAGCACCUGUCGCUCACAAUGCUCUACCCCCACCUUCCGCAACAUCCAAUGCUCGUUCUUCCAGAAUCGCUCCUCACUCGCACAUAAAAGGAUUGGGGCUCACAUCAGAAGGCCUUGCAGCACCUGACGGUGCAGGAUUCAUAGGCCAAACUAAUGCUCGAGAGGCAUGUGGUGUGGUGGUGGAUCUCAUCAAAUCCCGCAAAUUUUCGGGACGCGCGCUACUACUUGUAGGUGCGCCUGGAACAGGAAAAACAGCCCUUGCUCUAGCAGUCUCGCACGAACUCGGCGCCAAAGUGCCCUUUUGCCCAAUGGUUGGUUCUGAGGUGUAUAGCACAGAGGUGAAGAAGACGGAGGUACUUGCAGAAUCGUUCAGGAGGGCAAUCGGUCUGCGGAUAAAAGAAACCAAGGAAGUUUAUGAAGGAGAGGUCACCGAACUCACACCCGCAGAAUCUGAGAACCCAUUGAGCGGAUACGGAAAAACAGUCUCGCAUGUUAUCGUUGGUCUCAAAACCGUCAAAGGUACCAAGCAGCUGCGACUAGAUCCCACCAUCUAUGAAGCAAUCCUCAAAGAAAAAAUUGUGGUCGGUGAUGUUAUCUAUGUGGAAGCCAACACAGGUGCAGUCAAGAGAGUUGGACGUUCUGAUGCAUAUGCUUCCUCCUACGACCUCGAAUCCGAGACAUACGUACCAUUACCAAAAGGCGACGUUCACAAGCGCAAAGAGCUUGUCCAAGACGUUACCCUCGGCGAUCUUGAUGCCGCCAAUGCACGUCCACAAGGCGGUCAAGACAUCAUGAGCGUCAUGGGUAGCCUCGUGAAGAGCGGAAGGACGGAGGUGACAGAUAAACUUCGAAGAGAAGUUAACAAGGUAGUGAAAGGCUACGUAGACCAGGGCGUUGCGGAGGUUGUUCCGGGCGUAGUUUUCAUUGAUGAGGUACACAUGUUGGAUAUCGAGUGCUUCACUUAUCUCAAUGCCCUCCUUGAAUCGCCCAUGGCGCCUACUGUAAUACUUGCUACCAAUCGCGGAAAUGCACUAGUGCGAGGGACGACCGACGUUGUCUCACCUCAUGGUAUCCCUGUAGACUUGUUGGAUCGGUGUCUCAUUGUAAAGACCGAUGGAUACAAUCGCGAGCAAAUCGGCAAGGUAGUACAAUUACGUGCGAACGUCGAAGGUCUCAAACUGGGUUCUGGGGUUUUGGAGCGAAUAGCAGAGGAGGGCGAACGAGGAUCCAUGCGAUAUGCUCUCCAACUUCUUACACCAGCUUCAAUUCUCGCCGGUCUUUCCGGAAGAAACCAGAUAGAAGUGGAGGAUAUUGGGGAGAUGAACGAGCUGUUCUUAGAUGCGAAGACUUCUGCAACUAAUAUUGGCGCAGACGGUGGGUUCGAUGGGGGAAAGAUGUGGUGAAUGUCGUUCCCUGCCAACGGCUUCUCCCGUACGCUUCCAUAUUAUCCUGUUCAUUCUGUUCAUGGUCUCGUGUUCAGAUCGCUAAAUUGCUGCUCGUACGAGAAUGCCUUCUCUGGAUGCUAUCAUUUUGUCUCUUGAAUGACGAAGAGUGUGUAACUUAACGAAGUCAGUAACUCAGCCCUGCAUCGAAACUUUUAAAUCAUGUGCUUCUAUUUCAUAAUUUUUGUGCGGCAUUCAGCGGGGAAACCAGUGGGGAACCCCAAGGGAAACCCAUCGAUGCCCAGGGCUGGACUCCUUUUCCCCACUUUACGCAUCACCUAAUUACUUGGAGUACUUCCGACUCCAGCCCAAUUCUACGCUCCACAUCGUAGGGCGUACUACUUCCCACAAUGCUAUAGCG
This is a messenger RNA of Suillus clintonianus, 1884 nucleotides long. RefSeq names its product TIP49 C-terminus-domain-containing protein. Gene Ontology annotation, biological process: regulation of transcription by RNA polymerase II; chromatin remodeling; box C/D snoRNP assembly. Gene Ontology annotation, molecular function: DNA helicase activity; ATP hydrolysis activity; ATP binding. NCBI's taxonomy places the organism in Eukaryota, Fungi, Basidiomycota, Agaricomycetes, Boletales, Suillaceae. The record is from RefSeq and is a predicted model, not a curated record. The transcript is spliced from 8 exons. Gene Ontology annotation, cellular component: R2TP complex; NuA4 histone acetyltransferase complex; Ino80 complex. Bases 51 to 1484 code for a protein of 477 amino acids.